CCAUCACAAACCCGCCCAGCUCCGCCUCUCCCUCUCCCUCUCCCUCUCGGCAGAAAUUUGCGCCAAGGAGGUCAAAGUUCUGUAGUCUAUAGUAGCCGUUUGAGAAGCUCCCAUAGGAUCACAUUGAGUUUUUCUGCGGCUCUGAUUUCAUGUGAUGAAUUCGAAAUGGGUCUUUCGGAGACUGACCUCCCGCCUCCCUCCUCCGCUCAAAGCUCCGACCUUUCAAGACGCUCCGUCACAAGCCGCCACUUUGGUCCUCGACCACGUACGCGUGAGCCACCUUUUGUCCGCUUGCGGCAGAGAAGGGCGCUUCCGUCUCGGCUCUUCCCUCCACGCGUCCGUCGUCAAGAACCCCGAGCUCCACGACCCGGGAAACGAGGACCUCUUCGGAAACGGUCCUGUCGUUUGGAACUCUCUCCUCUCGAUGUACGCGAGGUGCGGGGACGUGCUGGGCGUCGUCAAGCUGUUGGAUGAAAUGCCAGUGAAGGACACCAUUUCCUGGAACACUGCGUUAUCUGGGUUCCUGAGGAAUGGGGAGUUCGAGAUGGGUUUUGGGAUGUUCAAAAGAAUGUGGGAAGGGGGUGCUCGAGGCGUGGAUAAAGCCACGGUGACGACGAUUCUGUCUGGUUGCGAUGGCCGUGAGCUUUCUCGUGUGGUUGAGUUGAUGCAUGGCGUAGUCUUCAGGGGUGGAUUUGAAAGGGAAAUUACGAUAGGGAAUGCGCUGAUCACGUCUUAUUUCAAAUGCGGUGGCAUUGAUUGGGGAAUGCGGGUUUUUAAUGAAAUGUUCGAGAGGAAUGUGAUUAGCUGGACGGCUGUUAUCUCUGGCCUUCAGCAGAAUGAGUUUUAUGAGGAUAGUUUAAAGUUAUUUAUGAGCAUGCGUAGCGGAUCAAUCUAUCCGAAUACUCUCACAUACUUGAGCUCCAUCACGGCGUGUGCAGGUCUGCAAGCAAUAAACGCGGGGCGCCAGUUGCAUGGCAUUGCAUGGAAAUUGGGUAUUCGGUCAGAUUUAUUGGUGGAGAGUGCACUGAUGGAUAUGUAUGCAAAAUGUGGAAGUCUAGAAGAUGCAUUGGAUUUAUUCGAGUCUGCGGAGACUAUAGAUGAGGUUUCUAUGACUGUAAUUCUUGUAGGUUUUGCACAAAAUGGCUUUGAAGAAGAAGCUAUACAAGUAUUUCUGAAAAUGGUAAAGGCAGGGUUGGAGAUUGAUUCUAAUGUGGUUUCUGCUGUUCUUGGGGUUUUUGGUGCUGAUACUUCUCUAGGUUUAGGUAAACAAAUUCACUCUUUGAUUAUCAAAAGAUGCUUUUUUCAUAUUCCCUUUGUCAGCAAUGGGUUAAUAAACAUGUAUGCAAAGUGUGGAGAUAUCGUGGAGUCAAUCAAAGUGUUUAGUCGGAUGCCUUCAAGAAAUUUGAUCUCAUGGAAUUCCAUGGUUAACGCUUUUGCGUGUCACGGAGAUGGCUGUGGAGCUCUACGGUUGCAUGAAGAAAUGAAAAUGGAAGGUGUAAAGCCGACAGACGUUACAUUUCUCUCUUUGCUUCAUGCUUGUAGCCAUAUUGGCUUAGUUGAGAAGGGAAUGGAGCUUUUAGAUCUAAUGGAAAGGGAUUAUGGAAUUUGUCCAAGGACAGAGCACUAUGCUUGUGUUGUCGACAUGUUGGGACGGGCUGGCCGCCUUGCUGAAGCGAAGAGUUUCAUAGAAGGAAUGCCCAUGGAACCUGGUGUUCUAGUUUGGCAAGCCUUGCUUGGCGCUUGUAGCAUGCACUGUGAUUCUGAGUUAGGAAGGUAUGCUGCCGAGCAGCUGAUUUCUUCUGCGCCCGACACCCCUGCGCCGUACAUUUCGCUGGCCAAUAUAUGUUCUUCUGAAGGUAAUUGGGAAGAGAGGGCAAGGACUAUGAAAAGAAUGAAAGAGGCUGGGGUGGCUAAAGAAACGGGCAUUAGUUCGAUUGAGAUUGAGAAGAAAGUCCAUAGCUUUGUUGUCCGAGACAGGAUGCAUCCGCAAAGUGAAAUCAUUUUUGAAGUUUUAAAGGAGCUGUUUCUUUUGAUGACAGAUGAAGGAUAUAUGCCUGAUAAGAGAUUCAUUCUGUACUACUUGAACGCAGAAUAAAGCAGAAGCAAGUGUAGUUACUGACCAUUUGGAUUCAGUCUUGCGAUGAAGAGCAAAUAGGAUUAGAAUGUUAAGUUAGGUGAGUUAGAAAGAUAUGCUGACAGGAAGAAAGCAUGUCAGAAGUUAUCAUAAUUUCUGGUGGACACAUGACUUCGAGGUGAUUCACUUGAUGAACACCGUAACCUGAGUUUACUCGACCAUAUUUCAGGAAGUGGGUAGAGAUCCACCAAGGGCACUCUCUCUCGAGCAUGAAGUGGGGCUGUAUUCAUCCGGUGCAGUUUCGACGGUUGUUUUGAAGGAUUUCUCAAUUCUGUAGGUGAAUUUACUGAGAUGCUGCUAAUCCUAGAAUCAGCUGCGGUGGUGACAUUGAUGGGGCUUUGAUUCAGAAGAACCAACGCACGGCUGUGCCAGGCAUGAAAAGCCAGCUUUAAGGCAUCAGUGGUUCAGGUACCAGGAAGUAGAAAUACGUUAGAUUUGGUACUCUGGAGGUUUAAAUGAUCAUUGGAAUCUGGAUCACGUCCUGCUUGAGAGAUCACUCUUGUCAAGGGGUUCCCCAGCAUAAAACUAAGUCGAGGCAACGUGUAGAUUCCUUCUUCUGAUGAUUUCACAGUUCAGAGACUACUGUUUUGGAGGAGAUUCUGUAAAUAGGAGACGGCCGAGAAUGACAUACUCUGAUGGAGAGAGAUAUUUUGUCCGUGGCGAGUCAGGUUCGUGAGUUAAACGGAGGGGAUCGUUACAUAACUUGGGCCUUUCGAGGCUUGGGAGUGUUCCUGCUUCGAGUUUGAGGGUCUUUGCAACAUGUUCAAGAAGCCAAAUCGCCAUGGCGAUCAAGCUAUAAUAAGUCACGUCUUCAAAUACGUGCCAUAUAUGUUUUAAGAUACACACUCAACAUGUAUUCAUUAACACGCCCAUCCCCACUGAACUCAAAGUGAGGAAAGAGCCUUUUAGAAACAAAAAGGGGGAAAAAAGAAGAAAGCAUGACAUUUCUUUUCCAAA
Molecule: messenger RNA, 3091 nt
Organism: Syzygium oleosum
Lineage: Eukaryota; Viridiplantae; Streptophyta; Magnoliopsida; Myrtales; Myrtaceae
Product: pentatricopeptide repeat-containing protein At3g05340
Exons: 2
Coding region: 155-2095 (646 amino acids)
Biological process (GO): RNA modification
Molecular function (GO): protein binding; RNA binding
Source: RefSeq, a predicted model, not a curated record